AUGGCGAAGUCUUUUCACAAAAUGGAAGUUAAUAAUGGAAAGCAAACAUCUUUUUGGUAUGAUAAUUGGUCGAGUUUGAGCUGUCUUAAAGAUCUUUUGAAUGAAGGAGGAAGUAUAGCUUUGGGUAUUAUGGAGAAUGAAAUGAUGGAGGAUGUUCUGUUGAGACAUAGGAAACGAAGGCAUAGGAUCCAGAUCCUUAAUGAAGCUGAAAAUAAGAUCGAAAAAGUAAAAAGGAGAGCAAGUCAGGAGGAUGAUGUGCCACUUUGGAAGCAGUAUGAUAAUAAAUUCUCUCGACAGUUCUCUACAAAGAAGACUUGGAUGUGUAUUCGGCAACCCCAACCGGAAAGUAGCUGGAGUAAAGGUGUUUGGUUUCCCCACUCUACACCUAAGUACUCAUUUCUAGUGUGGGUAGCUAUCAAAAACAGAUUGCAGCUUAUGGAUAGAAUAUUAUCUUGGAACAAUGCAGUAAAUGGUACUUUUGUGCUUUGUCAAGUGGAGAUGGAAACAUGUCAGCAUCUGUUCUUUAGAUGCCAUUACUCAAGUAAAAUCUGGAGAGAAAUGGUAGAAGGUAUCUUGAAGGAAGAUUACACCACAAGUUGGGAUGAGAACCUCACUAUUAUAUCUCAAGCUAGAAGAUGUCCAACAGAAACCUUCAUUAUACGAUACACUUUCCAAGUUGUAGCGCAUAGUAUAUGGAGGGAGAGGAAUGCUAGGAAGCAUGGUGAGCAACCAUUAGAUGAGAAGUGUUUAGCGAAGAUGAUUGAUAAAAUGGUAAGACUCAAACUGCUACUUGUGAAAGGAAAAGGUAAGAAGUAUUUGGAGGAAGGGUUGAUGAAAUGGUUUGCUACAAGAUUAUGA
This is a messenger RNA of Brassica napus (rape), 858 nucleotides long. RefSeq lists its product as uncharacterized. The transcript has a single exon. Bases 1 to 858 code for a protein of 285 amino acids. Lineage: Eukaryota; Viridiplantae; Streptophyta; Magnoliopsida; Brassicales; Brassicaceae. The record is from RefSeq and is a predicted model, not a curated record.